CGCCUGGGGAAGGAGUCACAGGUUCGGCGCACGCGAGUGCUGGGCGCGCGCAGCCGGCACGCGGGCGAAAGUCCUCGGAGGCGCGGCGGGCGGUGCCGAGACCCAGGCGCAGCUGCAGGAGCGGCGGCCCGCACCCGCUGCAGCGCCGGCCGCCGUCAGCGGCCCCCGCGCCUCUGGUGUCCCGGCCCACUGAGGGAGCCCCCCACCCCUCACCCGUUUCAGUAGUGCGCGCAAUGGCCCCGCGCAAGAAUGCCAAGGGCGGCGGCGGCAACAGCAGCAGCGGCAGCAGCAGCAGCAGCAGUGGCUCCGGCAGCGGCAGCCCGGGCGCAGGCACCAGCGGCGGCAGCAGUAGCAGCCCGGGGGCCCGGAGAGAUACAAAGCAUGGAGGACAUAAAAAUGGGAGGAAAGGAGGACUUUCUGGAAGUUCAUUUUUCACAUGGUUUAUGGUCAUUGCAUUGCUGGGAGUCUGGACAUCAGUAGCUGUCGUCUGGUUUGAUCUUGUUGAUUAUGAGGAAGUUUUAGGAAAACUGGGAGUCUAUGAUGCUGAUGGUGAUGGAGAUUUUGAUGUGGAUGAUGCCAAAGUUUUAUUAGGCCUUAAAGAAAGAUCUGCUUCAAAGCCAACAGUCCCACCGGAAGAAGCUGAGCCAUACCCUUGGCUGGGGGAGCAGGUUUCCGAGGGUUCAGGACCUCAGAAUAUUGACGAUGAAGUACAAGAACAAAUUCAGUCCCUUCACCAUGAGGCAGUGUAUACAGAACAUGGAGACGAUAUGCAGCAAGAAGAGGAGGGACCAGCCAGAAAACCACCGCAGGAAGAUGACGAUUUCCUUAUAGGAAGUGACGCAGAUGAUAGAUUUGAGCCUCUGGACGCUGGAGCAUUUCAUGAAGAAAUUGAAGAUAGUUACCAUGUAGAAGAGACAGCUUCACAGGUCUAUAACCAGGAUAUGGAGGAGAUGAUGUACGAACAGGACAAUCCAGAUCCCAUGGAACCAGUAGCAGGCGGCGAGGAGAGAACAUACCAUGAUGCAGAUGACAUUACAUACCAAGACUAUGAUGAACCAGUAUACGAGCCAUCAGAAAAUGAAGGGAUAGAAAGUUCAGAUAACACUGUGGAAGAUUCAAACAUAAUUUUAGAAGAAGCACAUGUGCCCCCUGCCGAAGAACAACAGGAAGUACCACCAGAAACAAAUAGAAAAACAGAUGAUCCAGAACAAAAAGAAAAAGUUAAGAAAAAGAAGCCUAAACUAUUAAAUAAAUUUGAUAAGACUAUUAAAGCUGAACUUGACGCUGCAGAAAAACUUCGUAAAAGGGGAAAAAUUGAGGAAGCAUUGAGUGCAUUCCAAGAACUGGUUCGCAAAUACCCUCAGAGUCCACGGGCGAGAUACGGAAAGGCACAGUGUGAAGACGAUCUGGCCGAGAAAAGAAGGAGCAAUGAGGUGCUUCGUGGGGCCAUCGAAACCUACCAGGAGGUGGCCAGUCUGCCCGAUGUCCCCACAGACUUGCUGAAGCUGACCUUGAAGCGGCGCUCAGACCGACAGCAAUUUCUGGGUCAUAUGAGGGGUUCCCUGAUUACCCUACAGAAGUUAGUUCAACUAUUUCCUGAUGAUACUUCUUUAAAGAAUGACCUUGGAGUGGGGUACCUCUUGAUAGGAGAUAAUAACAAUGCCAAGAAGGUUUAUGAAGAGGUUCUGAAUGUGACGCCUAAUGAUGGCUUUGCUAAAGUGCAUUAUGGCUUUAUCCUGAAGGCGCAGAACAAAAUUGCUGAGAGCAUUCCCUACUUAAAGGAAGGAAUAGAAUCUGGGGACCCCGGCACUGACGAUGGCAGGUUUUACUUCCACCUGGGGGAUGCCAUGCAGAGGGUUGGGGACAAAGAGGCCUAUAAGUGGUACGAGCUUGGGCACAAGAGGGGACAUUUUGCAUCUGUGUGGCAGCGCUCCCUCUACAACGUGCAUGGACUGAAAGCCCAGCCAUGGUGGACCCCAAAAGAAACGGGCUACACAGAAUUGGUGAAGUCCUUAGAAAGAAACUGGAAGUUAAUCCGCGAUGAAGGCCUUGCAGUGAUGGACAAAGCCAAAGGCCUCUUCCUGCCUGAGGAUGAAAACCUGAGGGAGAAAGGCGACUGGAGUCAGUUUACGCUGUGGCAGCAAGGAAGAAAAAAUGAAAAUGCCUGUAAAGGAGCUCCUAAAACCUGUUCUCUACUCGAUAAAUUCCCCGAGACAACAGGAUGCCGAAGAGGACAGAUCAAGUAUUCCGUCAUGCACCCGGGAACCCACGUGUGGCCGCACACGGGCCCCACCAACUGCCGGCUCCGGAUGCACCUGGGCUUGGUGAUUCCCAAGGAAGGCUGCAAGAUCCGAUGUGCCAACGAGAGCAAGACGUGGGAAGAAGGCAAGGUGCUCAUCUUUGAUGACUCUUUUGAGCACGAGGUAUGGCAGGACGCUGCGUCUUUCCGGCUGAUAUUCAUCGUGGACGUGUGGCACCCAGAGCUGACCCCCCAGCAGAGACAGAGCCUUCCUGCGAUUUAGUGUGUUGUACAGGCCUGGGACACACUGGAGAGAGGCUGCCUUUCCGCUUCCAUCUCCUUGGGUGUAGGGACACAGGUUCCAAAUCUGAGGCCCUUGAUUCCUUUGACUUGCAGCCCCAAAAAUUCUGAGGUUCCUCCUAGGAUUAGAAGACACUAAAAGGAAUAUUUGCCUUGCUGCAUUUCAUGUAGAAAGUACUCUGCUGUACUUCCUCCCAUGACGGCACCCAUCUGAUGCCACAUUUUCAGGUGAAUACGGGAUAGCUUCUACCUUGUCAGCCAAAGAUGCUUUCUCCACUUAGAAGAGGCCGAAAUCAGUGUACAAUGAGAAGAUAUGUAGAAACUGUGAAUGGAUCGCUUUAGCUUGUAAUCUUUCUAUGCAAUUAUAUUUUUCUAGGGUAGCCAGGCAAUUUUGUCAUCACGUACCACUACUUUUUUGUUGAUUUUGGUAACGAGCUGUGUAAAUGCUGUUCAAUGGUAACUUUCCCCAUGAACCCAUACGUCCCUCUUUUAAUUAUUUCUAGUGAAAGACACUCAUAAAAGAAGCAAUUAUAUUUUCCUACUACAAAGGAGAAAGAUGUAAUUGUGCUGAUGUCUGCGGACUGUACUGCUUCCUACCAACUGAGUCCAUUUGCUAUUCCAAAUCGUCAUUGAAAGACGGUGUCUUAAUUUCUCUCCUCACCAUGCAAAUGGUAGAGACUCUGUCUUUCUGAGAGGAACUUUUCACACUGAAAGAAGACAUGGAAUUAUUUUAUAUCGAGGUAUGAAAGUGCCACAUGAAAAUUUUUUUAAUGCCAAAAGAAUUAGGACUUGAAAAAGUAACAUUUCUCGGAGUAAAAACGUUCUCUCAGGAUCAAAUAGCGAGGUGGCUGCUAGGACAUCGGGCUCCUUGGCCUCUUUGCCAUCUGAGAAAGGGCUGGAACCCAGAGUCUCCUUGCCUGUUGUAGAUCCACGUGAGUGAGGAGGUCCUUAGGUGGGUCCCCACCACAGUUUUGUAAAAAUAUGAAGGAUGGCAGAGUGAAAGACCUCAAGAAUGCCAGGAUCUUAGUCCUGCGUUUAGGAUGUCCAGAUCGCCUUCCUCUUUGACAGAGUUUGGAAGACUCUUGUGUUUCCCUGGCUUGAGAAACUUCUGCCAUUUAAAUAUAGCUUUGAAGUAGCAAUCGUUGUCCAUAGUUUAGCUUUAAUGUUACGCACGGCAUAGAAAUAACAGUUGAAAAAUGGUUUUGCCUCCUUAUUCCAAAGAUGAUCAAACUUAGAAGAGUAUUAAUGCAUUAAAUACUGCAUGUUUCCAGUCCAAACUAUCAAUGAUAGCUAUGUGAAUGUAAUGAUAUUCAUGUACCUGAAUUUUAAGCCAAUACGAACAAAAAUGCUGAAGAAAUGACACAGCAGUUACCAAAUCUCAUUCACGGGUAGAAAAAAACACUUGUGCUUCCUUUCCAUUUAAGGACAAAGAGGGAUGCUUUAUGUCUUUCAAAAAGAGUUCUUUAACGUUGAAAUGGACCCUUUGGCUUGACGUGAGCUUCCAGUGAGAAGGGUUUGCAAGAUAUUUUGUUCCCGUCUGUUUUGCCAAAACAAUCCCACUAAAAUAGAUGAAGAAGCACACGAGGAAAGUAUCGAAUUACCAAAGUCCAGAAGAAAAAGCAAACUCUUGAAAAUAAAAAGGUGUUGUGUCCUUCAGUAUUUAUUGAACGGAAGAAAUGACUGACAAAGGACAACACAAUCCAAUGCUCCUGUAAGAAUAUUCAUGUCACUUACUGAAUUUGGUUCUUACAUGUAUACCGCAUACACAUAAAGAAAUUUAAAGUAUGAGUUGUCAGUGUUAAACCAUCAUCUUACGUUCAUUUAAUGAAAUCACGGACUAGAGUAAAAACUAGCUCUUGACUUAAUAAUUAUAAUAUGGUAUUUCAAAUCAGGUCACUACAGUAGGUUCUAAAUGUUGCCAAUUGAAAAGCCAGAGUUAUCCUUACUGUUGUACAGUGUUGGCAAUAAUCGACUCCGAUACCGUUUUAAACACUUGGAUCCCUCAACUAUUUUAUAAACACAAGUAAUAAAAUGGAUUUUCUAA
Molecule: messenger RNA, 4583 nt
Organism: Prionailurus viverrinus (fishing cat)
Lineage: Eukaryota; Metazoa; Chordata; Mammalia; Carnivora; Felidae
Gene: ASPH
Product: aspartate beta-hydroxylase
Exons: 25
Coding region: 234-2522 (762 amino acids)
Biological process (GO): peptidyl-aspartic acid hydroxylation
Cellular component (GO): endoplasmic reticulum; membrane
Molecular function (GO): protein binding; peptidyl-aspartic acid 3-dioxygenase activity
Source: RefSeq, a predicted model, not a curated record